This is a messenger RNA of Dendrobium catenatum, 1577 nucleotides long. Its product is annotated as nodulation-signaling pathway 2 protein-like. NCBI's taxonomy places the organism in Eukaryota, Viridiplantae, Streptophyta, Magnoliopsida, Asparagales, Orchidaceae. The transcript has a single exon. Gene Ontology annotation, cellular component: nucleus. Gene Ontology annotation, molecular function: sequence-specific DNA binding; DNA-binding transcription factor activity. Gene Ontology annotation, biological process: regulation of DNA-templated transcription. The coding region runs from base 12 to 1385 and encodes 457 amino acids. The record is from RefSeq and is a predicted model, not a curated record.
UAGUGGCCGCCAUGAAUGAAAUGAUGGAGCGCGAUAUUUUCGGCUUCAGCUCCACCAAUUCUAUCCCCAUCAACGCCGAUCUUGGCUGGAGAGACUGGUCACCGGGUAUCAAUUGGGACGAUUUCACAGGCGCCGACGACUUUCACGGCCAAAUUGACUCCAUGAUGACUGCCGCCGUCGACCUCCAUGAUUGGUACACAUGCGUCAGCCCAACGAGCACCAACUGCCCCGGCUCACCGGCAGAGGACCUUAUACCUUCCUCCGACGACACCGCCGUUCGCCUCGUCCACCUCCUCAAGGCUGCGGCUGAAUCCCUUAGCGGGGACCUCAAAACCCCUGCUCUCACGGAAGCGAUAUUGGCUCGGCUCAGAGAAUUACUACUUGCUCGCACCACCUCAACUGGUAUGGAACGCCUCGCGACACAUUUCACCAACGCGCUUCACUCUCUCCUCGACGCCGCCGGUGACGUCGAGGAGCCGCUGCAGCAGCCUUGCGAAUUUCUGAGAGCUUUCCUGCUCAUGCAAGACAUGUCGCCCUGUAUCAAAUUCGGUCAUUUUACGGCGAAUCAAGCGAUUCUUGAGUCGGUCGCCGGAGAGCGGCGGGUGCACAUAGUUGACUUUGAUAUCGCGGAAGGCGUGCAGUGGGCGUCGCUGAUGCAAGCGUUGGUGUCGAUCAACAACGGCUCGCCGCCGCCGCAUCUUAAAAUCACCGCGGUUGCGCGUUACCGGAGGUCCGUUCAGGAAACGGGAGGGAGGUUAGCAGACUUCGCGGCGUCUGUCGGGCUGCCGUUCUCUUUCGGUCAGUGCCGGACGGAUUACGACGGGCAGUUCCGUCCUGCGGGGAUUAAAGUGGUGAGAGGGGAAGCUUUGGUGUUCAACUGCAUCCUCCAGCCGGGCUCCGCCGGCGGAUCUUUGUCUUUCAUCUCCGGCGCUGCCGCUCUCGGGGCUCGUGUGGUGACGAUUGUCGACGAGGAGAGCGAGGGAGUUGGGUUUGAGGGGAGGUUUAUGGAGGAGAUGAUGAGGUAUUCGGCGAUCUGGGACGCGCUUGAUGCUGGGUUUGAGAAACAGGGGAGGGAGAGGGAAAUGGUAGAGAGGGUAUUUUUGGGGCCGAGGAUCGCCGCAGCGGUGGAGAGGGCUUAUAAGGGGAUGGAGGCGUGGGAGAACUUGGAAAAGCGGCUGGAGGCGGCGGAGUUUGGAAGGAUGGGAUUAAGCUUCUUCAACAUUUGUCAAGCUCGUUUGUUGCUCUGCCUCUUCAGUGAGGGAUACCGACUUGAAGAGGGGACGAAUAAGCUCGUCUUGUGUUGGAAGUCUUGCCGGCUGAUAUCGGCCUCUGUGUGGUCAGCCCCGCCGCUGCUGUCGCCGGAGGAGAGUUACUUGAGCAGUUGAAGUCAACCCUUGCCACGUGUUUUGCCAAUUAUUAUCUUUACGGUCAAAAAGAGAUCUUCAAAUGACCUAAGCAUAGGCUUAUUUCUGUAGUUUAAUGUACUUGACGUGAUCGAUCUUCAUGUGGAUGCAGAUUAUUUAUAGGCUUUUAUCAUUAUUCUAAAAGUUUUCGCUAUGCUCGGGAUUAUGUUAGCA